Lacerta agilis (Sand lizard) is the source of this 466-nucleotide messenger RNA. Its product is annotated as dispanin subfamily A member 2b-like. Bases 94 to 438 code for a protein of 114 amino acids. Gene Ontology annotation, biological process: negative regulation of viral genome replication; defense response to virus; type I interferon-mediated signaling pathway. Gene Ontology annotation, cellular component: plasma membrane. Lineage: Eukaryota; Metazoa; Chordata; Lepidosauria; Squamata; Lacertidae. The transcript has 2 exons. The record is from RefSeq and is a predicted model, not a curated record.
CCCAAUCAGAGCGCGAGAGCCGCGCCCAGCCCCGGGCAGACUCCAGCAGCGCGCCCUCCGCUCGCCGCCGCCACUCGCUGGGGACCUCUCACCAUGCAGACCGCCCCGCACCCCGUCGCCAUCCACAUGCAGCCCCACGACGGCAAAGAGCCGGACGCGCCGCCGUACCCCUACGCCAGAGCAGUCGCGGGCCCGCAACCCCAGGACCAUGUGCUGUGGUCCUUGUUCAGCUUCUCGUUCCUGAACGCCUGCUGCCUCGGCUUCGCCGCGCUGGUCUUCUCCAUCAAGUCAAGGGAUCGCAAAGUUGUUGGAGAUCCUGAAGGUGCAGCUACCUAUGGCAGGACCUCCAAGUGUCUGAACAUCGCUGCUCUAAUAGUGAGCAUCAUAAUAUUCACCAUCGCCAUCGCCAUCACUAUUACCGGAUUUUUUGCUCCAUAGGGCGCACCAGACCAUAGGGCACAUCUCG